CCCCCCACCAUCGACCCCUCCCCCCUCAAACCCGAGACCACAACAGCAAUGACGUCAUCGCCGGCCACCUCGCCGCCGGUGACGUCAUCGCCGGUGACGUCGUCGUCGUCGUCGCGGAAGGGCAAGGGCGCCCCGUACGUGUGCGGGCUGUGCGCCAAGGAGUUCAAGAACGGCUACAACCUGCGGCGCCACCAGGCCACGCACGGCGUCCCCAACGCCGCCAACGCCACCAAGCGCGCCCCCCGCCCCUCCCCCACCCUGCUGCCCCUCCCCCAGGAGCUCCUGGACGCCCCCCAGGGCGAGGAGGGCGCGGCGGGCGGCGGCGGCGACGAUGGCGACGCGGCGGCCAAGAGGACGGCGGCGUCGGCGUCGGCGAGGAAGAGCCACGCGUGCGACACGUGCGGGAAGGCGUUCCGCGACGUGUACCACCUGAAGCGGCACCGGCUGUCGCACACGGACGAGAGGCCCUUCCAGUGCCCCGUGUGCCAGCAGCGCUUCAAGCGCAAGGACAGGAAUGGCGACAGGAUGGCGUCGCACGUGCGCUCCCACCAGGGCCACGUGCACAAGCCCUACGCCUGCGGGCACUGCGGCAAGAGCUUCUCCAGGCCGGAUCACCUCAACAGCCACGUCCGGCAGGUUCACUCCACCGAGCGGCCCUUCAAGUGCCAGACGUGCGAGGCGGCGUUCGCCACGCGUGACCGGCUGCGCGCCCACGCCGUGCGCCACGAGGACAAGGUGCCGUGCCACGUCUGCGGGAAGCUGCUGAGCGCCGCCUACGUCAGCGACCACCUGCGGGUGCAACGGCCCCGCCCCCCGCGGGCAGGCCACGCCCAGAGGUGGGGGCGGGGCCGGCGGGGCAAGGGGGAGGGGGCCGGUGGUUCCGGCUGCCCCGCCCCCUCCCCAAGCCCCGCCCCCGCCCCUCCCCCACCCCUGGACGGGACCCCCGGGGGCAGCCAGGGCUGGUGA
Molecule: messenger RNA, 966 nt
Organism: Melospiza melodia melodia
Lineage: Eukaryota; Metazoa; Chordata; Aves; Passeriformes; Passerellidae
Product: myc-associated zinc finger protein-like
Biological process (GO): regulation of transcription by RNA polymerase II
Cellular component (GO): nucleus
Molecular function (GO): DNA-binding transcription factor activity, RNA polymerase II-specific
Source: RefSeq, a predicted model, not a curated record